AUGCCCAAAGCAAACAAGCAUGCAGAAAUCAAGCCUUCCAAGUUCCGAACAGCUCUUUGCGAGUUUUACAUGCGCCAGGAUAAAUGCCCCUUUGGGACUCGUUGUGCCUUUGCUCACGGUGAACAUGAGCUUCAUACAGAAGAGCACAAUGUAGAACUGCUGAAGACUACAGGUCUGCAACGACUUGACGCCGCCGCUCUUCCUGCCGCGACACGAUGCAGCGCGAUGACCAUGAAGAGUUCUCUCAAUUCUGUCUUCCCCAUUGUGACUUCCUUUCGGCGGCAACCAGUUAUUGUUUCGCUUCCGUGUUGGACGGAUUCGCGGGUGGUUGGUUUUGAGCAGUGUGAGGCAACAACCCCGGUAACUCGACUGGGGGAUUCUGAGGUUCCAACAUUUGUGCCCACCCCGCCAAGGGGUGCAAGUCGGCCACGGUGCUCUAGCAAAUUCUUUGCCAGCUGCUCCACAGAGGCCCCUGUUAUGUAUCGACACAACCCAUAUGCUAUCUCCACGCAGUAUGAAUAA
This is a messenger RNA of Trypanosoma rangeli, 522 nucleotides long. RefSeq lists its product as uncharacterized. The transcript has a single exon. NCBI's taxonomy places the organism in Eukaryota, Euglenozoa, Kinetoplastea, Trypanosomatida, Trypanosomatidae. The coding region runs from base 1 to 522 and encodes 173 amino acids. The record is from RefSeq and is a predicted model, not a curated record. Gene Ontology annotation, molecular function: metal ion binding.